Molecule: messenger RNA, 1090 nt
Organism: Seminavis robusta
Lineage: Eukaryota; Bacillariophyta; Bacillariophyceae; Naviculales; Naviculaceae
Source: the annotation of a GenBank genome assembly
GUUCCAUCGUGGCGCACAGCGAGGCUCUUCCUUGGAUUGACCAUAAAACUGGCUACCGGUACAGACCACGAUUCCUCCUGUUUUACCCAUUUUGGUUACAACUCGCCAUGUCCGAUACCACGACGAUAAAGGCAGACCCCGUUGGCUCGGAAGAAGGAGCUGUCAUCAAGGCAGAUCCCAUUGGCUCUGAAAAGGACGUUGCGGUCAAGGCAGACCUCGUUGGCUCCGAGGACAAAGACAACGUCAAGUCCGAAACUCCCGCCGACAACGACGGUGGCGAGGAUACCAACACCAAGAAAGGCCGUAGGAAGAGCAAGAGGAAGAAGAACGACACGAAGAAAGGAUCGGACGAGUCCAAGGAGAAGAAACCUCGUGUCAAGCCGGAAAAGGCUCAAGAAGUCUAUGAGAAGUUGUUGGAGGAAUUGGUCAAGAACUACAAGUUUGGACUAAAGGAGGUGCCACUGGACACGCUGGCAUCAAAACUAAAUUACAAGAAUGUCCGCAGUGAUGCCAUUGCUGCCGCGAAGAAGCUCAUGAAGGCUGACGACAAGGCGGAACUUGUCAGCGGUGGCAAAGCCUGCCAGUUGACGGAGAUUGGAGUCAAGGAGUUUGUUCCAGACGAAAAGGUUGCGGAAAGCCCCGAAGAAGCCUUGACACAGUUCUGGACGCACCUGACCAUGAAGCUCUCGUCCGACAAGAAGACAUCCAAUGACAAGGCUCUUGAUUCGGCCAAGAAGAUGUGGGAUCUACUCGCGACUGGGAAGGCCUUCACGAAGCAGGAGCUGUGCGACGUGACGCAUUGGAGUAUGGUUCGGAGCACUGGUUUCCCCGAGAUCAUCAAGGCCAUGAAAGAUCUCCAGUUUGUCGACGGCGAGAAGGAGCUUUCCUUUACUGACAAGCUGUUUCCGUUCGGGAGGCCUUGAUCAUGAUACCGGUUCAUAGCGUGACAAGGAUCGAAGAGAAUCGAAUCUGGAUUUAUAUUUCUUACGUCCAGAAGGUUGUUGUUACUCUCUGGGCCGAAAGCAGCCUUAUCAGAGUGUACCGUAUGAGUACUGUAUUGUAGUAAUGACUAAAAAACGAAGAAUCAAUC